UUUCGGAAGGGCUGCAACAUGGACGAUGAGGAGGAGACUUACCGGCUGUGGAAGAUCCGCAAGACCAUCAUGCAGCUGUGUCAUGACCGUGGCUACUUGGUGACUCAGGAUGAGCUGGACCAGACACUUGAGGAGUUCAAGGCACAGUUUGGGGACAAACCCAGCGAAGGAAGACCAAGGCGCACAGACCUCACCGUGCUGGUGGCCCACAAUGAUGACCCCACAGACCAGAUGUUUGUGUUCUUCCCAGAGGAGCCCAAGGUGGGCAUCAAGACCAUCAAGGUGUACUGCCAGCGCAUGCAGGAGGAGAACAUCACACGCGGGCUGAUCGUGGUACAGCAGGGCAUGACGCCCUCCGCCAAGCAGUCUCUGGUGGACAUGGCACCGAAGUACGUUCUGGAGCAGUUCCUACAGCAAGAGCUGCUCAUCAACAUCACGGAAUACGAGCUGGUCCCUGAGCAUGUGGUCAUGACAAAGGAGGAGGUGACAGAGCUGCUGGCUCGAUACAAGCUUCGCGAAAGCCAGCUGCCCAGGAUCCAGGCUGGGGACCCAGUGGCGCGCUAUUUUGGGAUCAAGCAGGGGCAGGUUGUGAAGAUCAUCCGGCCCAGUGAGACAGCCGGCCGCUACAUCACCUACCGCCUGGUACAGUAGCACACAGCAGGUUGUCCUCUGACCUCCCGUGAGGGCAGGCUGUAACCCCAUCACCAGGAGGUGGGCCAGCACCCUGGAGACUGCAGGAGGAUUGCUGCAACUUCAAGUGAGUUUAUGACUUCAAGAACUGGUCCGUCGCCGCUCUGGUAGCUUCUGGUAUGAGAUACUCGUCUGAAAACAGGAAAGGAACCCGCGUAGGAGCCAGCUGAUCUGCCCUUCCUCGUCACCAGCACCCUGCCUGCUGCUCUGUGGGGCCAAGGGUACCGGCCACAACCUCUUUGCCUUUUGACUAGAGGGUUCCCACCUGGCCAGUGCCUUGGGAAUGUGGCCCUGGGCAGCCAGCAUCACAGUCCUCCCUGUGCAAUCUUGGUGCAC
Messenger RNA from Alexandromys fortis (reed vole), 1026 nucleotides. Its product is annotated as DNA-directed RNA polymerases I, II, and III subunit RPABC1. The record is from RefSeq and is a predicted model, not a curated record. Gene Ontology annotation, molecular function: DNA binding. Lineage: Eukaryota; Metazoa; Chordata; Mammalia; Rodentia; Cricetidae. The transcript has 2 exons. Gene Ontology annotation, cellular component: RNA polymerase II, core complex; RNA polymerase III complex; RNA polymerase I complex. The coding region runs from base 19 to 651 and encodes 210 amino acids. Gene Ontology annotation, biological process: DNA-templated transcription.